Messenger RNA from Betta splendens (Siamese fighting fish), 1795 nucleotides. RefSeq names its product ankyrin repeat and SOCS box containing 6 (gene asb6). NCBI's taxonomy places the organism in Eukaryota, Metazoa, Chordata, Actinopteri, Anabantiformes, Osphronemidae. Bases 24 to 1334 code for a protein of 436 amino acids. The record is from RefSeq and is a predicted model, not a curated record. Gene Ontology annotation, cellular component: BRCA1-BARD1 complex. The transcript is spliced from 6 exons. Gene Ontology annotation, molecular function: protein binding. Gene Ontology annotation, biological process: protein ubiquitination; intracellular signal transduction.
UCUGCGUGAGGACUGUAGGAGCCAUGCCUUUCCUCCAUGGCUUUCGACGGAUCAUCUAUGAGUAUCAGCCGCUGGUGGACGCUGUUAUGUCAGUUGUUGGACUGGGGGAGGAAAACGGUGGGCAGGAGGACAGAGCCAGAAUCCCUGACGAUGAGUCCGAUAUGAGUAGCUCUCUAGUGGAGCUUCUGGAGCGAGAGUCACGUUCAGAGGAGUUUGUGAAGGGCAUCAGUUAUGCCACCAUCAAAUUGGCUGAGCGCGGUCUGGUGGAGGCAGCUAGAAUUCUCCUACGUUAUGGAGCUGAUUUAAACUUUGAAGACCCAGUGUCAUACUACAAUCCACUGCAUGUAGCAGUUUUGAGGAAUAAACCAAACAUGGUGAAGCUACUGGUUGAGCAUGGAGCCGACAUUGAAAGGAGGGACAGGAUUCAUCAGAGCAGUCCUUUGGAUCUCGCUAGCGAGGAGUCAGAGAGGCUCCCCUGCCUGCUCACACUUCUGGAACUGGGUGCUGAUGUGAAUGCGGGUGAUAAACAAGGGAAAACAGCCCUGCACCAUGCCAUGGACAGCAGCGAUGGACUCACAGUGCACAACACCGAAAACAUCCAGCUUCUAUUAGAGAGAGGUGCUGAUGUUAACAAUGUUAUUGAAAAUGGAGAAACAGUUCUGUCCUCAUUUGUGUUCCUGGUCGAAGAGAUUCUGGAAGCCACUGUAGACGAAGCUGUUGAGAUCGGUAACUUCUGCAUGAAAACCACAGAGCUGCUGCUUGCCCAUGGCUUGAACCCCACCAGCUGUCUGACAGAUGAUGACCGGCCUUCUCUGAUACGGACAAGCCUGGACCACUUUGACCUGCUCUUCCCUCUGGCUUUGCUCCUCAUCCAGAGAGGAACCUCUAUGGUUUGCUCGCAUCAUGGCGACUCCUGUUGGUCAGGGUACAGCCUCCUUUUCCUGCGCCUCCAAAUGGCCCUGCCAAAGUGCGUUGACCAAAGCCAAGCCACUGAGCUCCUGGAGCAAGCUGAGGUGUUACUUGAAUUAGUCAGAGUAAACAACCCCACGUUGCCUCCGCCAAGCAGGCUGAAGUAUCCUGUGCGUGAUAAGGACCCGUACGCUGCGGCUCUGCUGGACCUGCACAAGCGAAUAAUGCAGCAUGAAUCAAGGCCUCCUACUCUGCAAUGCCUUUGUAGGGCAUUUGUUAGGCGCCACCUACAGCCUUGGCCUCUGGAGGAAAAAGUGAAAGCCUUGCCUUUGCCAGACAGACUGAAAGACUUCCUUCUUCCUGAAAACAAUUACACCCUAAGGCCUGAGUGGAACUGCUUUAAGCCCCAACAAAAACAGCACUGACACUACAAGCCACUGGCUUUUAUUCUACGUGUACAAAAACAAAGACUGAACAGACCUGUAACUUGUGUUAAGUGCUGCCAAGCAUUUGUGCUCAUAUUAACUAAAUCCUAACCAUGGUGGCCUUGGUUGAAUCCUCAUCAUGUUCUUGUACUGACAGACAACUGCGUGUAACUUUGUGGUGCAGAUGAGUCUUGGCGUUGCCACCCUACGCCUUGAGCUGCAGUGCAAAACAACAGGCACCAGAUGGCAGUGUUGCUCCUGCAUAUCUAAAGUAGCUCAGACGUUAGGGUCAGAAAUUUAGUUAUGCACAGUGCAGCCUAUUAAAGUUGUUCCAGCGCAGUAGGGUCCAUCUAUAUUUUAUCUCCUCAAUGUGAUGUGUACUCUGGUGUUUCUGUUUCUUCCUGCUUAUAAUGAAGCUGGACCAAUAAAACAAAAUGUCUCCGGACACUUGCAUAACAGAA